Homarus americanus (American lobster) is the source of this 1653-nucleotide messenger RNA. RefSeq lists its product as uncharacterized. The transcript is spliced from 5 exons. Bases 521 to 1243 code for a protein of 240 amino acids. Lineage: Eukaryota; Metazoa; Arthropoda; Malacostraca; Decapoda; Nephropidae. The record is from RefSeq and is a predicted model, not a curated record.
CAAAGAAAACGAUACUUUUUUAGGGUAACUAUACUAUUAUACUGCGCUUCUUAUAUUACACGUUUACAUACACAUAUUUAUCUUACUAUCUUACUAUCUAUUAUGAACUCUCUACUGCAGAUACGGCCGCCAUGUCAGCAGUAGGGAGGAGGAGGAGGAGGAGGCAGAGCAUCACCCGGGAGACGAUCUUCCUGCUGGUGCUGCGAACGCUCACCUCCGUAGGUACGAUGGAAAUGGUUCAUAUCAGAGGAAGGUGUUGCUCGAGUGUAUAGAUCAACGUUCAGUCGUAUAUUUCUACGACACCCAACCUCUCCACUCCAUCAAUCUCUACCUCACGUAUCCACAUGGCAGGUGGAGUUUCAUCCCAGAAUGUAGACCAGUUUGUUGGGCCAAGGAAGGGGUGUGUCGCUUCCCCUUCCGCCACGACGACCAAGAAUACAACUCCUGUCACCUACACGACCACCAACACGUGUGUGGUAUUGUUUACAACGCCAGCGCCCCCUACCUCCGUCCCUGUCUGAUGGAGGAAGAACUUAGUACCUGCAAGACUGAAAAUACCUCCUGUGGUGGAGCGCCGACUUGUGACGUCACGAUCAGCUGGGAGGCGGAAACUCUUCAUCUCAAUCUUGACCGAACGUACACACCGGUGGCCAACAACUGGACCCUCUCUAGUGUUCGGUUAAAGGCCUGCCCUGGCGAAUCGUUCAUCGUGACCUGUAACCACCAAGACCACGUCCUGAAAGUCGUGUACGGGAACGAGGGUCACCUAAGACACCGGAACCUGAAUAAAACAAGUCGGAGAUUGACCUGUCAGGGUAAUUACAAGACUGGUGGCUUCAGUACUAGGACCUUCAAUGAGUUUAUUGCCUUAACUAAUGAGAUUCUGUUGGUGUGCUACAAGAAUAGUGGUGGUGGUGAUAGUGGUGAUGAUGAUGGUAGACGUAAAACCACUUACGCAAUCACCACCACCUCUCCAAUCACCACCACCUCACCAACUACCACCAUCUAUGAAAACAUCACCAACACGACAACAAUUACUACCAUCACGACUAAUCCUGAACCCAACACCAUAUUUACCACACUAACGACGACCACCACGACCACCACAGCUGAAGAACCUACAACUACGACACUACGACCAGGAGAUACGACCUCGACGACAGAUAUUAAUGGUAUAUACUGUAUGGUCGUUUUACCUAUGGUGGUGUAUCGUGAAGUAUAUCUUGUGGUGUUGACAUACUGAAAUACACUAAAUUAUACCUUAAAUAUACUGAAAUAUAGCGUAAAUAUACUCGCUAUUCAUACAUAUAUCAAUACACUUAUCUUUCCUUCUCUAUAUCUAAACUCUACAUCCGUUUCUAUUAGUGUGUGUGUGUGUGUGUGUGUGUGUGUGUGUGUGUGUGUGUGUGUGUGUGUGUGUGUGUGUAGGCCACUUAGCAGGUAUAUUUCAGUCCACCUUUACUAGAUGAAACAUUAAUUAACCUCAUAAGACCCUUUAACACACCUUUAUAUUCCAUUAUCUCACCUGUACACCUGUGAUUAUAAAUUAAUUCUCAUCAUUAGAUCAUUAGUACCUAUGUUACCUGAUAUACCUGCAAUUACCUGUACUGUUAUUACCAAUGAUGUUAAUAUGUAAAUAAAUCGUUCAUUCAA